AUGUGGGUCCGCCAUCUCGACGAGGACUCGACGCGGUUCUACUACCACAACGCCAAGACCGGAGAGACGUCGUGGACGAAACCAGAGGGCUACACAGAGAAGAACGAGCAGGACAGCAACAACACAAACGACGCGUCCGACGACGACGAGUCGCACGUCGACACAAAGCGGCAGCGCACGGCGGGCGACAAUGCAGAAGAGAACCAAGACGGCGACGAUGGCGCCCUGUGGGUCAAGUACAUUGACCCAGUGUCGAAGAAACCAUACUACUCGGACAUGAACUCGGGGCGCACGCGAUGGGAGCAACCGGCGUUUUACACGUCCGACCAAGGCGAAGAUGACGACGAAGUUGAAGAGGACCAACUGGAAGAAGAGUAUGCGUUCGGCGCAGUCGCCGCGCCUGCUUCUCCGAAAGCACCCUCUCCCAAAGCAGCACCACCACCAUCGACCGAGACGCCGACGUUCCUCCGAUAUGUUGAUGCCGCGACCAAAGUCCCGUACUACUUCAACACGGCAACCAAGGAAACGACGUGGGACGUGCCUCCCGACGGCUCCAUCGUUCAAGAUGGCACGACAGCUUCCACCACGACGGACUCCGAUACCUCGACGAGUGCUGGCAGCGCCAAGUACCAAGAAUGGCUCAACAAAGCGUCCACUGUGCCGACUGCAACCCGCGCAGCCGCCGCGGCCGCAUCCUCUCGCAAUGCUGCCGACCCGGUAUCACGUCUCAACUCCAUCUUGGGCGGGUCCUCCGCCGGCAGCGCGUUCCGCUGGCAACAGCAUUACGACCCCAAAACCCAGCGCUACUACUACUUUGACACGAAGACCAACACAACGCAAUGGGAGCCUCCUUCGGACGGAUCCGCCGUCGCCGCUGCUGUCGGGGGCGCGGACUGGGUCCCGGCGACGACCGACGCCGACGCAUCGGUCGUGUCGGCGCAGAGCGACUACACCGUCGCGGCGCACAUGAACUUGCUCAACGGGCGGUUCAGCGGCGCGUCGGGGGACCAGUACUUUCACAAGCAAAACAUCCCGACGGACAAAGCAGGGCGGCAGCUCGCCAACUUCUUCGACUUGACGGCGUUCGAGGCGAAUCGCGCCGAAGCGAAGCGAAUGAAGGAAGCGCUCAAGACGAAAAACAUCGACUGGAAAAAGUACAACGAGGAGAAGAAGCGCAAGCGGCACCGCGUGCGCAACAAGUGGAUGUAUGAGGACUAA
Aphanomyces invadans is the source of this 1218-nucleotide messenger RNA. RefSeq lists its product as hypothetical. The transcript is spliced from 2 exons. Gene Ontology annotation, molecular function: protein binding. The record is from RefSeq and is a predicted model, not a curated record. Bases 1 to 1218 code for a protein of 405 amino acids. NCBI's taxonomy places the organism in Eukaryota, Oomycota, Saprolegniomycetes, Saprolegniales, Verrucalvaceae.